Messenger RNA from Anopheles aquasalis, 1156 nucleotides. RefSeq lists its product as uncharacterized. The record is from RefSeq and is a predicted model, not a curated record. NCBI's taxonomy places the organism in Eukaryota, Metazoa, Arthropoda, Insecta, Diptera, Culicidae.
UUGCCACAAAGUCAGUCAGUGUCGGUGGAAACGGUUUAAAAAAAAGAACAAAGAGUCAUGGAUGUUAGCAGCGCAGAACCCGAAAUUGAAACCGUUUUAGCGCAACUGUCCUACCAGCAGCUGUUCAACUAUAGGUUCGAGCUCAAACUGUGGCUCAUUGUGCAAGAUCAAAACGCUUCGUUUUUACGCUGGAAUUGUGACGAAACCGCCAUCAUCCUGGAACCAGUCGGGUUGUCCAACUACCUUCAAGCGCCCUAUGAGAAGCUGUUUUUCUGCCGCUGUGUAGCCGAUUUUUGUUGGCUACUGGAGGUCGUUGGAUUCACCGAGUGCUUCGAAGACGGUGUUACUGCUGGCUGCAAAUUGUACCGCCAUCAUCUGUUCCGUGGAGAGAAUGCAGUAACUUUUAACAAAUGGCUACUAGAAUGCACGCGUGGCAGUGGCGCUGAUCCGGAUAUUAAGGGUAGCUGCAGUUUACCGUUGCUCCCUGGAUUCCACGUGAAAGAUUACGGUUACUUUGAUGAGGAGAAAACCAAAAUAGCGAUCGAAAUGUUUCAUCUGAAUCUUUCGAUACAGCAGAACACAAUCAAACGAGAAACCGAUGGGAGCCUAGAUAAGACCUCCCGGUUCGUGGAUGUUCCAGUAAUGGAGCCGCCAGAGUAUCUGAAAACGGAAACCAUCGCCGGCAACUAUGGAUUGGUUUCUCUGGAUGCCAUACGCCAAUGUUUGGGAGAGAUGAUUCCUAUGUUUGCCGACAGCUCCUGUGCACCGGAGAGUACAAAAGAAUCUUGUGUAAAAAGCUUUGAGAAUGGCGGCAACGGAGCUGAAGUACCAAUGGCAACGGAAUCGUGCGGCACAAUCGAAAUAACGAACAUGAUGCAACCCUUGGACAUUCCGUCCCACUACCAUAUGAAGCAGGAGCAAGUACUAGCUGGAACCGAAAACGCGGACGCCGAAGAAUCGGCUGCAGCCGCUGCGAAUUAUUUGAAUUUUUCAGUAAAAAAGGAAGGAAGCCUCUGUCUGGAUUCGUUCACUCCCUUUGUCUUAACGGCGAAUGUUGUGUCUAAAAUGGGACCCAUUGAUUCAUUAAACGGCGAAUAAUUAUAUUUUCUCCUUCUUUGUUAGUAUGUAAGACUGUAAUAAAUUCAAUAAAAAUCGA